Ceratotherium simum simum (southern white rhinoceros) is the source of this 2010-nucleotide messenger RNA. NCBI's taxonomy places the organism in Eukaryota, Metazoa, Chordata, Mammalia, Perissodactyla, Rhinocerotidae. The record is from RefSeq and is a predicted model, not a curated record.
AGGUGGAUGCCGCAGGCCGCCAGCUGCAGACAGUGCCACGUGCGUGGACCUGCAGCUCGUGACCUGCAGCGAUGCCGCCUACAACCAGACCACCUUCCCCACCCUGCUGGAGCACCGCACCCGGGCAGCGGUGGAGGCCAGCUCCGAGUACAUCCUGCUGAGCGUCCUGCACCACCUCCUGGAGGGCCAGUGCAACCCCGACCUGCGGCUGCUGGGCUGUGCCGUGCUGGCCCCCCGGUGCGCGGGCGGCCGGGUGCGCAGGCCCUGCCGGCACGUGUGUGAGGGGCUGCGGGAGGCCUGCCAGCCCGCCUUCGACGCCAUCGACAUGGCCUGGCCCUAUUUCCUGGACUGCAGCCGCUACUUCGCGCGCCAGGAGGAGGGCUGCUACGACCCACUGGUGGAGCUUCGAGGAGGCCUGGACGUCGAGGAGGCACCGCCCUCGGGGCUGCCGCCGACCUUCAUCCGCUUCAGCCACCACUCGUACGCCCAGAUGGUGCGCGUGCUGAAGCGCACGGCGGCCCGCUGCGCCCACAUCGCCAAGACCUACAGCAUCGGGCGCAGCUUCGAAGGCAGGGAGCUGCUGGUCAUCGAGUUCUCGGGCCACCCUGGCCAGCACGAGCUGAUGGAGCCUGAGGUGAAGCUCAUCGGCAACAUCCACGGCAACGAGGUGGCGGGACGGGAGAUACUCAUCUACCUGGCCCAGUACCUGUGCUCCGAGUACCUGCUGGGUGAUCCCCGCAUCCAGCGCCUGCUCAACACCACCCGCCUCCACCUGCUGCCCUCCAUGAACCCUGAUGGCUACGAGGUGGCGGCCGCUGAGGGUGCUGGCUACAACGGGUGGACUAGCGGGAGGCAGAACGCGCAGAACCUGGACCUGAACCGCAAUUUCCCCGACCUGACAUCUGAGUACUACCGCCUGGCCUCGUCCCGCGGCGCGCGCGGCGACCACCUGGCCAUCCCACAGCACUACUGGUGGGGUAAGGUGGCCCCCGAGACGAAGGCAAUAAUGAAGUGGAUGCGGACCACCCCCUUUGUGCUCUCUGCCAGCCUCCACGGGGGCGACCUCGUGGUGUCCUACCCCUUCGACUUCUCCAAGCACCCCCAGGAGGAGAAGAUGUUUUCUCCCACGCCCGAUGAGAAGAUGUUCAAGUUGCUGGCCAGAGCCUAUGCCGACGUCCACCCCAUGAUGAUGGACAGGUCGGAGAACAGGUGUGGGGGCAACUUCCUGAAGAGGGGCAGCGUCAUCAACGGGGCCGACUGGUACAGCUUCACGGGAGGCAUGUCCGACUUCAACUACCUGCACAGCAACUGCUUUGAGAUCACGGUGGAGCUGGGCUGCGUGAAGUUCCCCCCCGAGGAGGCCCUCUACACCAUCUGGCAGCACAACAAGGAGCCGCUCCUGAACUUCGUGGAGAUGGUGCACCGGGGCAUCAAGGGCGUGGUGAUGGACAAGUUUGGCAAGCCCGUCAAGAACGCCCGGAUUGUGGUCAAGGGCAUCCGCCACGACAUCACCACGGCCCCAGAUGGCGACUAUUGGAGACUGCUGCCCCCAGGGUCCCACAUCGUCAUUGCUCAAGCCCCCGGCUACUCCAAGGUCAUCAAGAAAGUCACCAUCCCUGCCCGGUUGAAGAGGGCCGGCCGUGUGGACUUCAUUCUCCAGCCUUUGGGGACCGGACCCAAGACCUUCCUUCUUGGGCCGCGGAGAAGCGGGCCCGGGCUCCGAGACCCACCGGGAGGUGCCGGCCCACACAGGGAGCCCGAGGAGCCCGGCCAGGAGCCCCUCGGGGCGCGGAGACAGCCCACGGCCAGCGGGAGCAAGCCCUGGUGGUGGUCCUACUUCACGUCGCUGAGCCAGCACAAGCCACGCUGGCUGCUGAAGUACUAGCGCCCCCGCCUGCGCCCGCCCGGACGCGGAGGCCCAGCCCCCGGAAGGGGCUCCGGCUCUUGAUCUCGUCUUCCACCGACACCCCACAAAGCCGUUUCUGUUUUAUUAAAGUGUUUUUAUUCAUC